CCUUUAAUAAAGCAGGAAGUAUUCAGUGCAAUAGCUAUUCCUUUCUUCUCUGAUUCUGUUUUACUCAGUCAGAUUUCGUCUCCCAUCUCUCGCCGUCUACCUUCCUUCAUCGUUGACACUCGCCAUUUACCUGCCGGCUCACCUCCGCUCGCGCUGUACUUUUCACCUGUCAUCCUUCGCGACACAAUUAAGGAAAGCGUGGGAUUCAACCAUACCUCAUAAUGGUUGUUCUAUCUGAACUUUCUGAAGGAUCUUCAUCUUCUUCAUCAACUCAUAAAUGUCAUACAUAUGACGUAUUUUUAAAUUUCAGAGGUGAUGACACUCGUCAUGGUUUCACUAAUCACCUUUAUAAUGCCCUCAUUCAUUCCAAUAUCACUACUUUCUUGGAUGAUGAAGAGAUUGAAACCGGGGAAGAUCUGAAACCAGAAUUGGAGAGUGCCAUUAAAGCAUCUAGGGCUUCUAUUAUCGUGUUGUCAAAAAAUUAUGCUACUUCCACAUGGUGUCUUGAUGAACUGGUGUUGAUCCUUGAGCAACAUAAGGCAUGCAACCAUAUUGUUAUACCAAUCUUUUAUCAUGUUGAGCCCGCCCAUGUCAGGAAGGAAAAAAGUAGCUUUGGAGAUGCAAUGGCUAAACAUAGACAGAUGAUAGAGGCAGAGACAGAUGCAAAUAAUAGAAGUAAAUUGGCUCAAAAGAUUGAAAAAUGGAAUAAAGCGCUUAUAGAAGUUGCUGAUUUAAAAGGGAAUGAUGUUAAGGACAGGCUAGAGGUGGAGUUUAUUGAUGAAAUUGUCAAGGACAUCUUCCGUAGAUUACACAUAUCUUCAAGGUUUCCACUACCACAACUUAUUGGGAUGGAAGAUUCCAUUAAAUUCGUCAAUUCAUGGUUGAAAGAUGCAUCAUCACAUACAACAGAUAUACUCACUAUUUUGGGUAUGGGUGGGAUCGGAAAGACAUCUUUAACCAAAUAUGUCUAUGCAUUACAUUCUCAUGAAUUUGACUCAUGCAGCUUCAUUGAAGAUAUCGGUAGGAAAUUUGAUGAAAAAUCAAAUGGGAUGCUUGGUGUACAAGGACAACUCUAUAAUGACAUUUCAAAACCAAAUUCAGUUCAAGUUCUUGAUGGUUCUAUAUACACCUCAAUGAUAGAGAAUGCAUUAGCCCGUAAAAAGGUGUUUCUAGUUCUUGAUGAUAUUGGUAGUGUGGAUCAGUUAGAUGUGUUACUUGGAAGUAAAGGUCUUCAUCCGGGAUCCAAAAUCAUAAUAACAACAAGGGACACAUGGUUGACUAAGAGUUGCGCACUAUUCAAAAAGAAUGUUAAACCCAAGCAUGCAACGUACACGCUUAAGGGCUUAUUUAAGACCGAAUCACAAAAGCUUUUGUGUUUUCAUGCAUUCAUGUGCAACGAUCCCAAGGCAGGUUAUGAAGAGGUGUCAAGAAAGCUAGUGAAUUAUUGUGAAGGACAUCCAAUGGCGCUUAAAAUUUUAGGAAGGUCUUUACAUGAUCGAGAUAUAACUUAUUGGGAGGGAUACAUAGACCGACUAAAGAAAGAAAAUGAUUCCCCUAUAAAUACGGUCUUGAGAAUGAGUUUUGACUCUUUGCCAUCAGAUAAUGACAAGGAGUUAUUUAAGCAUAUUGCCUGUAUUUUUGUUGGAAUGGAUAUAGACUUUAGUGUAACAAUAUUAGAGGCAUGUGAUAUAGAGACAAGAUCAGGGAUCACGAAUCUUAUUGACAGAGGUCUUCUUAGUAACAAAUGGAAUAAAGAAUUAACGAUGCAUCAAUUGGUUCAAGAGAUGGGAAGAUUUGUGGUACGUGAAGAAUCACUUUACAAGCCAUGGGAACGAAGUCGAAUAUGGGGUCAUGAGUCAUUCAAAGUGUUGAAAGACGAAAAAGGUACAGAAAAUGUUCUAGGCCUCACUCUUGACAUGAGGAUGCUUGAGAAAGAGCAAUUACAUGGAUCAAUCGAGUUGAAAAUAGAUGCAUUGAGUAAGAUGGAUAGGUUGAUGCUUCUUCAACUUAAUUAUGUGCAAAUAACCGGCUCUUGCAAGGAUUUUCCAAAAAAACUAAUAUGGUUGUCUAUGCAUGGGUUCCCUUUGAAGUAUGUACCUUUAAACUUACCUUUGGAGAAUGUAGUUGCUCUUGACUUGUCAUAUAGCAAGAUUGAAUCAUUUGGGAUUUCUUGUAGCUAUCCACAACGACUUCUUAAGAGGCUAAAGGUAACUUACCUCCAUUUAUUACUCUUCUAGGUCGAUUUGAUAAAGUUCACUACUUUUCUAACGUAUCUCAGUUUCAGCAAUUAACUGGAUCAUGCUCAAAAGCUAAAAAGUUGCUUGGAUCGUUGAAGAUUCUUAAUUUAAGUUUCUGUGAACAACUUAGUAUUCUUGGUGGCUUUGACCACCUCCCUAAACUCGAGAGGUUGAUACUUAAAGGUUGCAUUGGUUUGCUUGAGGUUUGUGAAUCAAUUGAGCAGUGUUUUGAACUUGUACACAUCGAUCUAAGCUACUGCGACAAGCUUGAAAAACUUCCAAGAAGCUUAGGCAAACUAAAGAAAGUUAAAACACUACUUCUAAAUGGUUGUUAUCUCAGUGAAUCUCGAAUAAAUGUUAGGGAUAAGAAAUCAUCAGAAAUAGUCAAGGCUAACAAUAUUCACAUAAACACAACAACCUGUUCCUCCACUGUUAUCCAUGCUAUGCCAAGUUAUUCAAAGUUCUCUGUGAUUUCUUUACCGAGAUUUUUAGUAAGCUUGUCACUUAAGAAUAAUAAUUUGUCCACUGAAUCUUUUCCUUUGGACAUGAGUUGCCUAACCAUGUUAAAGGAAUUAUAUCUAGAUGAAAAUCCUAUUGUUUCCCUGCCCAGUUGUGUGAGAACCCUUCCUAGACUUGAGACACUUAGUAUGAGAGAUUGUAAUAUGCUGACAUCAGUCGAGCAUCCUCCACAUACAUUAACAGUUAUGAACCUCUAUUCUAAACCUAAUAAGCAUUUGCUACGAAAAGUUAUAUUUGAUCCACAAAUGUCCCCACUCAAGCUCUCAGUAGGAUGGAGGAUGAUGGCGCCUUCAUCGUCUGAAUUUGAAGGUAUGCUGAAAAUCCAACCAAUGUCAGGUGUUGAGGAAAAGUUAUUACAUUGUCUAGGCUGGACUAAAGUAGAUUUCCUUAACAGAAGACUCGUCGUUACUUCUACUGGUAAUGCAACAUUAAAGGAAUCUGAAAUCCAGAUGUAUUAUGAAUUUGGAAUAUUCAGCACAAUUUAUGAAGGCGAAGAGAUGCCGGAUUGGAUUAUGGAUAAAAGCAUGGAGCCAUCAAUAUCAUUUACAGUCCCAUCAUCUCCUAACAACCUCAUCGGAUUAAAUUUUUGUUGUUUGCUGACAUCUCCAUUUCCUUAUUAUAAGUUCUUUUAUUUGCCUCUGAUCAAAAUUAGUAAUAUAACAAAGAACCUCACCUGGAUAUACGACCAUUACAUUGAAAAAGUCAAUAUAGGCGGGAAGUUUUUGACAUUAAGCCAUUGGAUGUUUGGGAUGAAUGAGAUGGUAUGUGGUGACCAUGUUAAUAUUACUAUCCUGAGGGAGAGACCAGAUGAUUUUGCUUAUACAAAGGAAUGUGGGGUGAGUUUUGUGUAUGAUGAUGGAGAAGAAAAAGAAGAAGAUUUGUUGGGUUAUUACAAGUCAUGGAAUCAUAUUAUUGGUGGAGAUCUCAUUGGAUUUCAAUCAACCACCGGAGAAUACAUCCUAAGCAAAUGGCGAAUUUUGUUGCCUAACCUUGAAAUGGAUCAACUAAGUUACGGUUAUCUAUGUGAAGAAGGCGCCAAUUUCAAAGGAGGAUGGCCCCUAAUUUAGGUACUUUUUAUCCCUAAAACUCUUUUCUUAUCGCAUAAAUAAAAAAUGCACACAAACCAGCUGGAAGUGAAGGCUAAACUUUGUCACCCAACAGAUUUGCACUUGUGGCUCACCCGGCAGCUUUGCGAGCUUAAGUAGCCUUCUUUCUGGUUCUUGUUUAUGUUUCUUAUUUUAUUUAGACAUAUUUAUCUCCUUCACCAAAAAACCAAAUGUUUGUACAACAGAAUUUUGAUCAUAUAAGUCAUACUUUUGUGUUAAUAAAUAGAUCUUAGUUCAA
Lactuca sativa (garden lettuce) is the source of this 4100-nucleotide messenger RNA. The record is from RefSeq and is a predicted model, not a curated record. NCBI's taxonomy places the organism in Eukaryota, Viridiplantae, Streptophyta, Magnoliopsida, Asterales, Asteraceae.